Monodelphis domestica (gray short-tailed opossum) is the source of this 955-nucleotide messenger RNA. RefSeq names its product ferredoxin 2 (gene FDX2). NCBI's taxonomy places the organism in Eukaryota, Metazoa, Chordata, Mammalia, Didelphimorphia, Didelphidae. The record is from RefSeq and is a predicted model, not a curated record. Gene Ontology annotation, cellular component: mitochondrion. Gene Ontology annotation, biological process: P450-containing electron transport chain. Gene Ontology annotation, molecular function: electron transfer activity; 2 iron, 2 sulfur cluster binding.
GGUUUUGCCGAGUCACGUGGCGUCUGUCAUGGCCGCCUCCAUGGCGGGGAGGAGUGCGAGCGCCGGGGCGUUGAUGCGGGUGGCGGGAGGCAGCUUGUGGCGGGGUCCGGGGUCCUGCAGAUUCGAUCCGAGGAGAUCCGUCGCGCUGUUGCCGGUCAGCUCCAGGGGCUUCUGGAGCACAGGCCCUUGCCCUGCGGAGGUAGAAAAGCGGCCCCCGGACCCGGAACCGCCCUCUGAACCGCCCUCCGAGGACUUGGUGAACGUGGUAUUCGUGGACCGCUCUGGGCAGCGAGUCCCUGUGAGUGGCCGAGUCGGUGAGGAUGUGUUGCGCUUGGCCCAGCGACACGGCAUCGAUUUGGAGGGGGCCUGUGAGGCCUCCUUGGCCUGUUCUACCUGCCAUGUCUAUGUGAGUGAGGAGCAUUUGGCUGUCUUGCCCCCACCUGAAGAGAGGGAAGAUGACAUGCUGGACAUGGCCCCACAGCUACAGGAGAACUCAAGGCUGGGCUGCCAGAUCAUCUUGACAAAGGAGCUUGAGGGUGCCGAGUUCACUUUGCCGAAAGUUACUCGAAACUUCUAUGUGGAUGGCCAUGUUCCCAAACCCCACUGACAAGGGAGGACCAGCAAACUGCUGGACCUAUGGACCUCUUCCUCAGGGCUUGGUAGUUGCCUGGCUUGGGCAUGGACUCCUUUAACGGACAUAUAGCCUGUCACUUGCCUUUUUCUCCUUAGGGCCUACCCCUGUUGACCAAAGCUGACCAGAUUGUGGAUGCCUUAGGGCCUGUUAAAGGGGGCUUAAGAGAGAGGCCUUUUCUUAGGAGGAAUCUGCAUUUGUGCUGUAGGAGAAAAAGGUUCCCUCUCUUGCUUCAGCCCUGGCAAGGAGUGGGGGGAGAGGGCUCCUGGACCCCCAGAGUGGGGGUAUCUGUUAGAGCCACAAUAAAACACUUUGUUCACCAGA